Molecule: messenger RNA, 1288 nt
Organism: Cicer arietinum (chickpea)
Lineage: Eukaryota; Viridiplantae; Streptophyta; Magnoliopsida; Fabales; Fabaceae
Product: short-chain dehydrogenase TIC 32, chloroplastic
Source: RefSeq, a predicted model, not a curated record
UUUUUUCAAUUGUUGUGUCUUCUAAUUUCAUAAAGAUAUUUUAGCGUCAAUUUUUGCCACUUCAUAUAUCUCUCAAGUGCUUUUGUGACACCCGUCAUAGAGAGAUAAAGAUUCAUACGCAGAAUCAUGUGGCUAUUCAGCAAGAAAGGAGUUUCUGGAUUUUCAUGGAGUUCAACUGCUGAACAAGUUACUCAUGGAAUCGAUGCCACUGGUCUCACUGCUAUUGUCACUGGAGCAUCCAGCGGGAUUGGGGCUGAGACUACUCGUGUCCUUGCUUUGCGUGGUGCUCAUGUGAUUAUGGGUGUGAGAAAUAUGGCUGCUGCUAAGGAUGUCAAAGAAACAAUACUCAAGGACAUUCCUUCUGCUAAAGUUGAUGCCAUGGAGUUAGAUCUCAGUUCACUGGACUCUGUCAAGAAAUUUGCAUCCGAGUUUAAUUCCUCUGGUCGACCACUGAACAUCUUGAUAAAUAAUGCAGGAAUUAUGGCAUGCCCUUUCAAGCUGUCCAAAGACAACAUUGAACUGCAGUUUGCAACCAAUCACAUAGGUCAUUUUCUCUUGACAAAUCUUUUGUUGGAUACUAUGAAGAAAACAACCCGCAAAAGUAAGAAAGAAGGAAGAAUUGUUAAUGUCGCCUCAGAGGCUCAUAGAUUUACAUAUACUGAAGGAAUCCGUUUCGACAAAAUCAACGACGAGUCGAGUUACAACAACUGGCGUGCAUAUGGACAGUCCAAGCUUGCUAACAUUUUACAUGCCAACCAACUUACAAAGCAUUUAAAGGAAGAUGGGGUGGAUAUUACUGCAAAUUCUCUUCAUCCAGGAACAAUUACUACCAAUCUUUUCCGUUAUAACAAUGCAGUGAAUAGUAUAGUAAGUGUGAUUGGGAGAGUUAUAAUGAAAAAUGUCCAGCAGGGAGCAGCUACAACAUGCUAUGUUGCAUUGAACCCACAAGUGAAAGGAGUUAGUGGUGAGUAUUUUUCAGACAAUAAUGUGUACAAAACAACCCCACACGGGAAGGAUGCUGAUUUGGCAAAAAAACUAUGGGAUUUCAGCAUGAAUUUGGUGAAGCCGAAAUAGAAUAACCACCUAGUGUUACUAGUCAAUACCAUACACUGUUCGAAAUAGAAUAAUGUCACUAUGACAAAUGACAGAAUGUUAUACCUCUAUUUUUUCGUCAUCUUUUUCUCAUGCACGGAAUAUUUACUGUUUUCUUUGAUGUAAUUAUAACUCCUACAUUGCUUAGACAUAAAUUAUAAGCUUACAAGGAAUGUUUGGUCAUUUUUGUGGAAAA